AUGCUUGCAAGUCAGCUAUUUUCGCUCCUGCUAGCCUACUGGCCAGCCCUACUUGUCCUAGCCUUCGCCGUCCACCUCAUCCGGAACAAAUACCACAACGGAUUGAACAAGUACCCCGGUCCACUCUUAGCAUCAUUCACCCACUGGUGGAGAUUCUUCGACGUCUUCUCCCGCCGAGCCGAGAAGACGCAUCUACAGCUGCACCGACAGCAUGGCGAUAUUGUCCGUCAGGGCCCAAAUGUCCUCUCCUUCGCGGAUCCAAGAGCGAUAAAGAUCAUCUAUGGCCUCAACAAGAACAUGACCAAGUCUGACUUCUAUCCCAUCCAAUCCGCCGUCUCCCGGGGCGAACGCCUGCAGUCUCUCUUCAGUACCAAAAACGAGGACUAUCACGCCAAGUACAGGAGAUGCGUCAGCAAUGCCUUCUCCAUGUCGUCGCUGGUCGGGUACGAGCCACUAGUCGACAGCACCAUCGAUGCCUUCAUCGAACAGACCCGUCGACGCUACUGCGACCAGGGUCGUACGUGUCAGUUUAGUAAAUGGCUCCAGUUCUUCGCAUUCGACGUGAUUGGGGAGCUCACGUGGAGCAAACGCCUGGGCUUCGUCGAACGAGAUGAAGACGUCGAGAACAUCGUCGAAUUUGUCGAGGGUUUCCUGACGUACGCUGCGCCGAUGGGACAGAUGCCAUGGCUCGACCUGUUAUGGGACAAGAACCCGAUCAAAAUGCAGCUGCAAAAAUGGGGCAUCACCAAGACGGUACACCCAGUUGUGAAGUUCGCCUUAUCCCAAGCUGCCGAUCGGUCUGUGGAAAUGGACAAAAUCAGACAAGACGGAUCCUUGGAUGAGACUUCCGGCAAGGGUGUCGACCUGCUCAUGAAAUUUACACAAGCUCAGCAUGAUCAUCCGGAGUUCAUGACGGAUCGACAGGUCCUUUCGUCCUGCACGAGCAUGAUCUUUGCCGGGUCCGAAACAACAUCCAUCAGCCUGUCCAGCGUCUUCUAUCACCUCAUCAAACAUCCACAAGUGUACCAAAAACUCAUGAAUGAGCUUGAUGAGGCCGCACGGAAUGGGAAUAUCGCAGAAAGGGAAUGCGGCAAAGUUAGCUGGUCGGAAAGUCUGAAACUUCCAUAUCUUGAUGCGGUCAUCCAGGAGUCGUUCCGAAUGCAUCCAGCACCUGGACUGAUCUUGGAGCGAGUAGUACCGCCGCAAGGAAUUGACAUCCUGGGCGAGCGCAUUCCGGGAGGCACUAUUGUCGGCUGCAACGCCUGGGUCGUCCAUCGACGGCCCGAAGUGUUUGGAAACGACGUCGACAAUUUCCGACCUGAAAGGUGGCUGGAGGCGAGGCCAGAUCAGCUGCGAGAGAUGAAGGCUGCGAUGUUCCAGUUCGGCGCAGGCGCUAGAACUUGCAUCGGCAAGAACAUCAGUCUCCUGGAGAUAUACAAGCUGGUGCCUACAUUCCUGCGAAAUUUUGAAAUUGAGAUGGAGUCGGAUUGGAAGACUCAUAAUGCCUGGUUUGUCCGUCAGCUGGACUUCAGGACUCGGUUUAGGCCGAGGAAGAUUGUCCAGGGCAAAAGUGCGCAGUAG
Messenger RNA from Lecanosticta acicola, 1581 nucleotides. NCBI's taxonomy places the organism in Eukaryota, Fungi, Ascomycota, Dothideomycetes, Mycosphaerellales, Mycosphaerellaceae. The record is from the annotation of a GenBank genome assembly.